This is a messenger RNA of Arabidopsis arenosa, 1531 nucleotides long. The record is from the annotation of a GenBank genome assembly. Lineage: Eukaryota; Viridiplantae; Streptophyta; Magnoliopsida; Brassicales; Brassicaceae.
AAGGCUUUGAAAAAAUAGUUUAAUGAUACUCAAGUUUGACUAAGCGAUUAGAACUUAGAAGUGCCAUGGGAGACGAACCACUUCUUCAGAAAGCCAGGAUUCAAGAAGACAUUGAAUCAGAUAAAGGCAUUGGUGUAAAUGACAGCGACGGUGACGGUCCCGUUACUUUAAUUCUACUCUUCACAACCUUCACUACUCUCUGCGGUACCUUCUCCUAUGGCACUGCCGCCGGCUUUACAUCACCAGCUCAAACGGGGAUCAUGGCAGGACUUAACCUCUCUUUGGCUGAGUUCUCAUUCUUUGGAGCUGUCUUAACAAUUGGUGGACUUGUGGGAGCCGCGAUGUCGGGAAAACUUGCUGAUAUCUUUGGUCGAAGAGGCGCUUUGGGGGUUUCAAACUCGUUUUGCAUGGCCGGCUGGCUUAUGAUCGCCUUCUCUCAGGCGACUUGGUCCCUUGAUAUCGGAAGACUUUUUCUCGGGGUCGCAGCUGGCGUAGUCUCUUAUGUGGUACCAGUCUACAUUGUUGAAAUCGCGCCCAAAAAGGUCCGAGGCACGUUCUCUGCGAUUAACUCGCUCGUGAUGUGUGGUAGCGUCGCCGUCACAUACCUCCUUGGAUCAAUCAUUUCAUGGCAAAAAUUAGCUCUCAUAAGUACGGUUCCUUGUGUUUUUGAAUUCGUCGGUUUAUUCUUCAUACCGGAGUCUCCUCGGUGGCUGUCUAGAAACGGUCGGGUGAAAGAAUCGGAAGUUGCACUCCAACGCCUACGAGGAAACAACACUGAUAUCACUAAAGAGGCUGCAGAAAUCAAAAAAUAUAUGGAAAAUCUUCAAGAAUUCAAAGAAGAUGGUUUUUUGGAUCUCUUCAAUCCCCGAUACUCUCGUGUCAUUACUGUGGGAAUUGGAUUGCUAGUACUACAACAACUCGGAGGUCUCAGUGGCUAUACAUUUUACUUGAGCUCCAUUUUCAAAAAAUCAGGGUUUCCUAACAACGUAGGAGUAAUGAUUUCGAGCGUGGUGCAGUCCGUGACAAGCGUUUUAGGAAUAGUAAUCAUAGAUAAAUAUGGAAGACGAUCCCUUUUAACGGUUGCGACUGUCAUAAUGUGUUUGGGGUCAUUAAUUACAGGACUAUCGUUUUUGUUUCAGAUUUUUCUAACUUCAAUCACAAUCGGAAUAGGAGGCAUUCCAUGGGUCAUGAUAUCCGAGAUGACACCGAUCAAUAUAAAAGGAUCAGCAGGGACGCUAUGCAAUCUAACUAGCUGGUCUAGCAAUUGGUUCGUCUCUUACACAUUCAACUUCCUCUUCCAGUGGAGCUCUUCUGGUGUGUUUUUCAUAUAUACAAUUAUAUCGGGUGUGGGCAUCCUAUUUGUGAUAAAGAUGGUACCAGAGACUCGAGGUCGUUCGCUCGAAGAGAUUCAAGCUACCAUUACUCGAUAACUUUGUAAAAUAUCAAUAUUUCUUUUAUUUUUACUUGGUGUCAAAUUCAUAUAAUUGUAUACAUGGCCUCCCUCACUUAUCAAUUAAUUCAGAAUUGUUUG